Triticum dicoccoides is the source of this 4221-nucleotide messenger RNA. RefSeq names its product probable disease resistance protein At1g61300. The coding region runs from base 1 to 4161 and encodes 1386 amino acids. The transcript has 6 exons. The record is from RefSeq and is a predicted model, not a curated record. NCBI's taxonomy places the organism in Eukaryota, Viridiplantae, Streptophyta, Magnoliopsida, Poales, Poaceae. Gene Ontology annotation, molecular function: ADP binding; protein binding; ATP hydrolysis activity.
AUGCCCUCGGUGUAUAUGCAGAUAAAACUUGCUCUUCAUGAAGCAACUUAUGGAAACAGGAGAUCCACAAAUUGCAACUGGGCGGUAGCUGAAUUCGUACACUGCAUCUUUGAGCUUGGAAUCUAUUUAAUUUCCCGCCCAGUGAUCAGGCCAUUUUUCUUGGCAUAUACUGGGACACGCCAAUUCUAUUGCAAUAUUCUGAUUGUGGUUUUCUUUAAAUUUGUGGCAACAAUGCCAGGCAACUUGGGCAGUUGGUUCGGUCCUACUGUUAGCACGGUCAUAACUCCACUCAAAGAUGUUUUCUUCACACAUGCAAUGUAUUGCUUCAACACUGGCAAAAAUGUGAGAGAUCAUAAUAGGGCUACUAAAACUUUGAUUGGCAUACAAAAAGGCGUCCAAGGUGAGAUCGAAGCUGGUAUCCAGAAUGGCUUGAUGGCAACAAAUGAAGCAAACUUUUGGCUGGAAAGGGCAAAUAAAGCUAUAUCUGAAGAAGAGAGAAACCAUCAACUAUAUGACAAUAGGUGCGCAAUAUUUGCUUGUUGCUCCUUAAAUUGCUGGGCGAACUAUAAAAUUGGUAAGAGAGCAGCUGAGAAGCUGCCUGAUGUGGACGCAUGUGUCAAUAAUAUACCCAGAAAUGUUACAGAAAAUCGACCGCCACCUUUUGUCAUAGAUAUCCCUGUCCAGUUUGCUCAACUGCCAAGUCAUGAGAAGGUCCUCCUGAGUGCUCAGAAAUGCAUUGAGGAUGAUCGAGUCGGAAUGAUUGGAUUAUGGGGUCCAGAUGGAACUGAGAACACGCAUCUUCUCAGGAAGAUCAACAACUCCUUUAUUGGAGACUCUACAUAUUUUGUUAUCUUUGUGACGGCCUCCAAAGAAUGCUCAGUAGACAAGAUUCAAGAUCAAAUCAUACAACGGCUUGAAAUAGGACUGUAUGAUGAUGUGGCAUGUAAAGCCUCCAACCUAUCUAAACUACUCAGGACAAGAAACUUUCUUGUGUUGGUGGACGACCUUUAUGAGAAGCUAGACCUUCUAGAAGUUGGCAUUCCAUUUCCUCUUGGUAUCGUGGGAGAACUUAAGAGGAAAGUGGUAAUCACGUCACGAUCAGAAACUGUAUGUAAUCAAAUGGAUGUGAGUAAAUACAUAGAAGUGCCUGCUUUGGAAGAGAUUGAAGCACGCAUGCUGUUUGCACAAACUCUUGGUCAGGAAGAUAUAGAUUCUGAUCCGCAGAUCGGGCCACUGGCAAAUGAUCUCUUAAAGGAACUAAAAGGUCUGCCAUCAUACUUGAUACAUUUUGGGAAGCUAAUGCUAGGUAAAAGCAAUCCAGAGGAGUGGGAAGAUGUCAUUCGUACAGUAAAGAAAUCGAACCUUCAACAGAAAGACCCAAUUUUGGCCCGACGGACAUUCAGAAAUCUUGAGGAUGCCUCCAACAACUUGGUUGCAAGGAGCAAUGAUGUCCGUCGCAGGAUUGAGGCUGCUGAGCGGGAGUGCAUGACAUCCACGAAUGAGGUUGACAGAUGGCUUGUAAAAACGGCUACCAUCAAUUCUGAUGUGCAGAUAAUCUUUGAGGGAAACAAGUUGAAGAAGGAUGUUACUAUGGAGGCAAUUGAGAAGCUUUCUGAGGUCCAAGAAUGUCUCAGAGCUUGUCCUGAAAUUGUUGCAGUCGAGUCACUGUCGCCUCCUACCCAAGAGAUACCCGGUCCAUCUAUGUCAUUGUCUUCCGACAACCAUAACCUUCAAAAGGCUCUUCAGUUCAUUAGUGAUGACCCUGUGGGAAUGAUUGGAAUAUGGGGUCCAGGAGGAGUCGGGAAAACAUAUCUUCUGAAUAAUAUUAAUAACUCGAUUGCUGCUGCUAGAGGCAUGUGCUUUAAUGUUAUCUUUGUGACGGCCUCCAAGGGGUGUUCAGUGGAAAGUAUCCAAGGAGAUUUUCUGAAGAAGCUCGGAAUGAAAGAAAAUGGCGAUGUGGAGUCUCGACGCCAAAAGAUUUGUAAUUUCCUGAAAAACAGAAGCUUUCUUGUACUGUUGGACGACCUUUGGGAUGAAAUUGAUCUGCAAGCAGUUGGUGUACCUUAUCCCCUUGGAAUUGUAAACCAAUUCAAGAGAAAAGUGGUACUCACAACAAGAUUAAGAAAAGUUUUGGGGGAAAUGGAGGUGAGACAGGAGUUAAAAGUCGCUUGUCUGCAGGAGGACGAGGCAUGGCAAUUAUUUCAAGAAAAAGUCGGCCAAGAAACUCUUUCUUCUAGUCCUCGUAUUGAAGCCCUUGCAAGAGAACUUGUAAAUGAACUGAAGGGUUUGCCAUUAGCUUUAACAGUUAUUGGAAGAGCCAUGUAUGGCAAAGAAGAUCCGAGUCGAUGGGAAUCUGCCGUGAGACAUAUGCAACUAUCACGUUGUGAGAAAGAUGAUCGUGAGCCUAUGACAAAAAUCUUCAAACAGCUCAAAUUUAGUUAUGAUUGUCUACGAAACAACACCUUGAGAAAUUCUUUUUUGACUUGCGCACUAUGGCCAGAAGAUUGGAAGAUUCCCAAAGUUGAGCUCGCUCGGAGUUGGAUGGGCUUAGGUCUACUAGUGACUGAAGAUGACAUAACAAGUUCCUAUAGAAAAUCAUAUAGUAUAAUAGGCGAUCUUCGAGAUGCAUCUUUGUUAGACAGCUGGGGAAAUUGGUAUGGUUAUGUCAAAGUGCAUGAUGUGAUACGUGAUAUGGCUUUAUGGAUCUCCUGUGGCUGUGGUGAUGACAAUGACAAGUGGUUUGUUCGUGCACGAGUUGACAAACAUGAAAAUUUGAGCAUCCGUUGGAGUAAAGCUGAAUAUAUCUCACUUAUGCAGAACAAAAUACAGAAUUUUACUCCUUCUAACUUUGAUCCUUGUCUUGUGAACCUGAGGAUGUUAUGUCUUCAAUCUAAUUCUAUUGGUUUGGCUGAAAGCAUAGCUCAAACGAUUGAGAAUUUUACUUCACUAAAAUAUCUGGAUUUGAGCAGGAACCGUCUCAAAAGCAUACCUGAUGAGCUAUGUUCCUUGGUAAACCUAGAGCACCUCAAUUUGUCACACAAUCAUCUGAUACAGAUGCCUCACUGCUUCAGAAAUCUCAUUAAGCUAAAGUUCUUGUACCUACUGAGCAGCGGCAUUGUAAGAAUACCGAAGGGGGUCAUAUUGAACCUUAAAGCAUUGGAAGUUAUUGACUUGAGGACUUGCCAGGAAUCUGGUGGAGGAGGUCCUGGAAACUGUAACCCUGCAGUAUUUAGGGAGUUGAGCGCCCUAGCCCAUUUGAAAGCAGCUAAUAUUGAGGCUAGUGGUUUUGUUGAGUAUGAAUCACUGAGCGGUGCUGCUAACCUCCCCAUUAGGUCCUUAAGUCUAAUGGGACUCCAUGGAAGACCGUCGUUCUGCUUUUCUGAUAUUUCUUCACUUGGCUUUGUUCAAGGAACCUUGUAUGAACUGGAUAUUCUACUGAGCACGAUGGAGCUAUUCAUAGUAAGAGGCGAGUUGGCACAACUGGACUACCAUUUUCCUACUCUGAAUAAGAUCUUCUUGUUCAUGUUGCCAAAUCUGAAAGAGAUAAUGUGGAUGGGAAGAUCUCCACACUGUGUAUUCCCAAGGCUCACAUAUUUGCACGUAGGUUGCUGCGCCAAGCUAGAGCACGUCUCUUGGGUGAUUUAUUUGCCUUGCCUUGAACAACUCGAGAUAAAUUUCUGUAGGAGUAUGAAGCGAGCAAUUGUGGAGCCAAUCCAGCAUGGUACAUUCCCUUGCCUCAAGCAUCUACUUCUUUCACACAACAGUGAGUUGGUCACCAUUGGUGAUCGUGAUGUGAUGUUCCCAUCCCUAGAGCGGUUGGUAAUUCACGAUUGUCCAAAGUUGGAAGGGCCUCCUUUUCAUAAGCACAGUUUGCCACUCAAGUUGCGGGAAUUACAAUUUGAUAAGGUUGAAUACUGGGAGAAGUUGGAAUGGGAAGAAGGUGUCAAAUCUUUCCUGCAACCCACUCUUAAAUUUGGAGACGAAGGUGUCCAAUCUAUAUCCAUUCCACCUCCCUCUACACGAAGAUAUGGAUUUAGAGCAACUCCAGCAGAAUCGCGAAAUCAGAAGCCUCCAAAACCAUUUUGGAAUUCACUCCAUGACCUUAUGGAGACUGCCGAGCCUGCGCGCAAACUCAGAUUCUCCAAAACGCAGCCUCAAUAAUUUUUCCCUCUUUGUUUUUGUUUGCAUCAACUCAAAAUUUGUACUUCUAAUUGGCAUAGA